AUGGCUGAACAGCCCUCCCCAGAGGUGGCCCUGCCAACCCAGGUGAUGGCUGUGGACAACACCGAAGCCCCUCCACUCCGGGCCACCCGCCGCGGCUCCCAGCCCCCAGCCCCUGCACGAGGCACUGAGGAAGGCAAACCGCUGCUCCUGCCCUCCCGCCGCAGCUCCAUCCUCAGCACCCACCUGGCACCCCUGGCCAGCCGCCGCAGCUCGCUCGGGGCGGCCCCAGGGGUUAGGCACCCCUCCAUCGGCCCCUGGAUGCUCCACAGCCGCGUGAGCUUCUCCGGGCUCCCCCUUUUCCAGCCCAUCCUCAAGACCCGCCUCGAAAACACUUACAGGAUGCAGCCAGACAAAGGCUGCAAGUUUGAUGCAGGGCAGGUACAGCAGGUGCUAGAGGGGGCCCUGGCCAGCACCCUGGGGACCAUGGUCUACAGCCCUCAGGGCAGUGCCCCGCUAGCCCAGAGCCUGGCCGAGCUGCUGCGGAGCCAGGCGAAGGAGGUGGUGCCGCCCCGCUACAAGCUGGUCUGCCAUGUGCUGCUGGGCCAGCAGGGCCAGCAGAGCCUGCUGGUGGCCAGCCGGGCACUGUGGGACCCUGAGAGUGACAGCUUCGCCUCUGCCACCUUCUCCAACACCUCCCUCUUUGCUGUGGCCACAGUGCAUGGGGUCUACUUUGAGUAG
Messenger RNA from Aptenodytes forsteri (emperor penguin), 678 nucleotides. It is a transcript of the gene DYNLT4, whose product is annotated as Tctex1 domain containing 4. NCBI's taxonomy places the organism in Eukaryota, Metazoa, Chordata, Aves, Sphenisciformes, Spheniscidae. The transcript has a single exon. Gene Ontology annotation, biological process: microtubule-based movement. Gene Ontology annotation, cellular component: cytoplasmic dynein complex; cytoplasm. The record is from RefSeq and is a predicted model, not a curated record. Gene Ontology annotation, molecular function: dynein intermediate chain binding. Bases 1 to 678 code for a protein of 225 amino acids.